AUGCCUAAAGAUCAUAAGCGCAAACGGGAAUCCUCCGACCAGAAAUCUCGAAAGUCCCCGAAAGUUGACACAGAGGAAAAUCCAGUCGAUAUUGAUACCUCUAAACCUACUGCCGUCUUCAAACCGACAGGUCCUCGUUCUCAUACACUAAGCAUUGCUCUGCCAGGGAGUGUCAUUGCCAAUGCCAAGUCUCACGAUCAGAAGACAUAUCUUGCUGGACAGAUAGGAAGAGCUCUAGCCGUUUUCUGUGUCGAUGAAAUUGUCAUCUUCGACGAUGAAGACGCCGCCGCUCAAAAAUCGCGUCGAGUGGUGGGCGACAACGACUAUACCGCAUUCUCUCAUCCAAAUCAUUUCCUAGCACACAUUCUCUCGUUUCUGGAAACACCACCUCAUCUACGCAAAACACUCUUCCCCAUGCAUCCCAACCUUCGAACUGCAGGGACUUUACCUAGCCUAGACAUGCCACAUCAUCUAAGGGCCAAUGAGUUUUGCGAAUAUCGAGAAGGUGUCACACUGGCGCCGUCAGCUGGAACCCAGGGCUCCUUGGUCGACGUUGGACUCGCUGAGCCAUGGUCAGUGGAGGAUCAAGAUAUCCCUCCAGGCACCCGGGUCACGCUUCGCCUCGACAGCUCUGACUCCACAGCAGCAUCAGCAGUCUCUCCCAGUACUCCACGAGAGGAAUCAGGUUAUUACUGGGGCUACACAGUACGUUCUUGCGACAGCUUGUCCAAUGUCUUCACGGAGUGCCCUUUCGAUGGAGGGUAUGACAUUUCUUUUGGAACGUCAGAACGAGGCACCUCUUUGGAAGACACCAUGGGUCAAUUCGGUCUUGUUGGUCCUGAUGCUCCCAAUUUUGAACAUGUCUUGGUUGUCUUUGGUGGAGUUGCAGGCCUCGAGACUGCGGCUAGGAACGACUCUGCUCUCCAGCAAAUGCGAAUCAAUGGCAACAACGUCAGUGAAUUGUUUGAUCACUGGAUAAAUGUCCUCCCUGGACAGGGUAGUCGAACCAUUCGAACUGAGGAGGCUGUUUGGCUUGGAUUGAUGGGAUUAAAGCCUUUUGUCAAUAGCCUUGGUAACAAAGUUUGA
Molecule: messenger RNA, 1086 nt
Organism: Exophiala mesophila
Lineage: Eukaryota; Fungi; Ascomycota; Eurotiomycetes; Chaetothyriales; Herpotrichiellaceae
Exons: 1
Coding region: 1-1086 (361 amino acids)
Source: RefSeq, a predicted model, not a curated record